AUGCCAUUAAUUACAUCCACAUCCACACCCAAAGCCACAGCCGCUUCCAAUAGCAGUAGUACCACAGAUGAUUCAUUAGUUGAGGGGGCAUACAAUUUGUUAGAUUCACUACUAUUUUAUUUGAUGAAUUUAAUGUUAUUUGUUUUGUUAUUUACUGAUUUAGUGAUGGAUUUUGUUCAUAAUUGUAUAUAUGGAUACAAUAUUGUUGCUUGUUCCUUCAAACAUAAGUUAUAUAAUAAUAUAAAUUGA
Molecule: messenger RNA, 249 nt
Organism: Lodderomyces orthopsilosis Co 90-125
Lineage: Eukaryota; Fungi; Ascomycota; Pichiomycetes; Serinales; Debaryomycetaceae
Exons: 1
Coding region: 1-249 (82 amino acids)
Source: RefSeq, a predicted model, not a curated record